AUGGAGUUUGACAGAGUAGUAGUGGUUUGGUUCUUGGUUACAUUAUGGGUUUUAGGUGCUGGAGAUCGUCAAGUGGUUAUGGGUUUGCCACCAUGUAAUUUCCCUGCAAUUUACAACUUUGGCGACUCAAAUUCCGACACUGGUGGUAUAUCGGCAGCUUUCUUAGCUGUUCCACCACCUAAUGGAGAGACUUUCUUUGGUAGGCCUUCAGGAAGAACCAGUGAUGGUCGUCUCGUGAUAGAUUUCAUUGCGGAGCACUUGGGAUUACCCUACCUACAUGCAUAUCUGGAUUCAAUCAGAUCGAACUUUGAGCAUGGAGCAAAUUUUGCAACUGGAGGGUCAACAAUUCAGCCGUCAAAUGUCUCAUUUUAUCAGUCUGGUGUUAGUCCUUUCUCACUUGAUGUCCAGCUUUGGCAAUUUGAUCAAUUCAAAGCGCGAAGUGGGGAACUCUACAGGCAAGCAAAGAACUCGUCAGAAAGAAAGAAUCUACCUAAACCAGAUGAUUUCUCUAAGGCAAUCUAUACUAUUGAUAUCGGGCAGAAUGACCUUGCUUCGGGUUUUGUGAAUCCUAUAGAUGUAGUCGUUGCAUCCAUCCCAAAACUACUUGAUCAGUUUGUAAUGGCAGUAACAAAACUAUACCACCAAGGAGCGAGAACAUUUUGGAUACACAACACGGGUCCCAUAGGUUGCUUGCCGUUGUCGCGUGUUUAUUUCUCUGGUUCAGGGCCCGGGUUUUACGACCAGAAUGGUUGUGUCAAAUCACACAACGAUGUUGCCGUGGAGUACAAUAGACAACUGAAGGAAAGACUGGUGGGGUUAAGGUCACAACUUUCUCAUGCUGCCUUGACAUAUGUUGAUGUCUAUGCUGCAAAGUAUGAAUUGAUCAGCAAUACCAGGAAGCACGGAUUUAUUGAUCCUCUGAAGAUAUGCUGUGGGAUUUAUGAACGAGAUCCAGCACGUCAUGUUGGGUGCGGGCAGAAGAGGUAUAUCAAUGGAACCGAAAUUUAUGCUACAUCUUGUGGAAAUCCAUCAAUGUACAUUAGUUGGGACGGAGUUCAUUAUACUCAUGCAGCGAACCACUGGAUUGCUAAUCAUAUUCUUGGCGGUGCACUCUCUGAUCCACCUAUCCCCAUCACCGAAGCCUGUUAUAAGCACCGUUGACAAUCUAUAUCAUUAAUCAUGACUAAUGGCUUAUAAGGAAAUUAGUU
Messenger RNA from Papaver somniferum (opium poppy), 1208 nucleotides. RefSeq names its product GDSL esterase/lipase At5g14450. NCBI's taxonomy places the organism in Eukaryota, Viridiplantae, Streptophyta, Magnoliopsida, Ranunculales, Papaveraceae. Bases 1 to 1161 code for a protein of 386 amino acids. The record is from RefSeq and is a predicted model, not a curated record. The transcript has 5 exons. Gene Ontology annotation, molecular function: hydrolase activity, acting on ester bonds.